Molecule: messenger RNA, 7515 nt
Organism: Mya arenaria
Lineage: Eukaryota; Metazoa; Mollusca; Bivalvia; Myida; Myidae
Exons: 14
Coding region: 73-5466 (1797 amino acids)
Molecular function (GO): protein binding
Source: RefSeq, a predicted model, not a curated record
GUAAAGUGUAAAAAUGCCCGCCAUCACAAACAACAAAUGUAACUUCAAAUUAUAAGACGACUUUAAAACAAAAUGGACUUUUUUCUACCGUCAGACAUCGCCAGAGUUGUACUUAGUUACCUGAGAGACAACAGUUAUUACAAGACAUACACCUGCUUUAUGAAAGAAUGUUCCCUGCUACAAGAAUAUUAUGCAUUGAUAAAGAUGGGCCGAAAUCCACAACUGACACAUCUACCUCAGCUAACUCUCCUGCUAGAUGAAUGGGGACGAUUAAAACAAAAGGAGAAAUCUUCCAGAGAUUCCUACUGCAGCCAGCUGAGUACCGGUAGUUCCCCUGAUGGCACUCUAGUAGGCGACAAUGAUGUCACCAAGUCUCAGAGAAAAUCACCUCUUAAGAAAAACAGAACUCUUUCUGGUGGUAAAAAAGUUCAACCUGGCAGCAGUGAUAAGUGUAACAAUAGGGCAGAAACACAGAUAUGUCAGUUAGACAGGGGUGACCAAAAAACUACUAAUCAUUCCCCAAGGAAGCAUGAAGCUCACUUCACAUUGCCAAAGAAAGUUUUGUUUUCACCUAAAAGACCUUCAGUCUCUUCGGGGACUAGCAGCUCAAAAAGAAGCCCUGAAAAAAGAAAUUCUGAUUGUAAGAAAUCUGACUCAAGCCUUUCAGUGAGAUUGCAGUCAUGCACCCCUGCUAAAUCAUAUGAAACAUCUGGAGCUGACAGUUGCCCAAGCAAGACUAGUGCUUCUCCUCAUGACAAUGUUAACACGUGUUCAAGUUUAAAUGUUAGUGUUAAAGAUUCACCCACUGUUAAUGAUUUUAAUUUGUUAAGAACUUCUAACCACACAGUAAAAGUGGAUGCCUAUGAUGAUGUUUCCAAAGAUUCCAAACAGGUUUCAAAAGAUGUCAAAAGAGACCCGUCACCUGUUAAGUCUUCUAGACGUGUGGAAAAUAAUGAUUCAACUAAAACGGUCAUUGCCACCCCUGAGAAGUCGGAUACCCACCGAGUGUUGUUGGACAGUCACAUGGUCACACCAAUAAAACUCUUAAUGGACCACGAGGCCUCGACACGGUCACCUCGCAGGAAAAAGCCGAAGACUCCUAGAAAAAGAGCGAGUGACCUGUCUCCGGUAGAGGCCUCCCACAGCAUCAAGCAUAUAGAGGAACAGCCAAUAUUCCAGCAAAUCCUGAGUGACACAAGACUGCACGAGAAAAUUGCGCAGACCUGUAAUUCUGUUGUCACCAAAAGUGUGUUCAAGAAAGGUCCAGUUGCCAUGGAGACAGAGUCACGGUCGGAGGUGAAGGACACAGAACACAAACUGACCGCGGAGGAACUCGAGACCAUCACAGCCUCACGCUCACUGGAGGAAAUACUCGAAAUAGGUGCCAACUUCGAAACUAAAGUCCUGCACGAGAAAUUGGACAUGAGCGACCCAGUUUACGAGUCUUUGUUUAAGUUGUUUGGUACAGAUCGAGCAACAUUCAUGGAAGGCUUUAAGAAGGAGCGAUCUGAGGCCGAGAUGAAAGCUGAGAUUGAGGAGCUGGAGCGGAGUAUUCAUGAGAUCCAUGAGGAGUGUGCGAGUAUGGCGGCUAACUCCCCCCACUACCUGGGUUCACAGGAGGACUUGUUCUCCCCUGCACCCUCCUUCCCACUUGAGGGUAUACAGAGGCAACAUGAAGGACUGGUCACCUCAACACCCUGUGCAAGCUCUGCACCCAUCAACUUCACACCAAUGCUCAGAGGAAAUGAGUUGGGUAGUAGCCCGAUACAUUCUGCUGGGUCCAGUGGGAAAAAUCUCAGUAGCACACCAGCCACCCAGCCGUUCAGCCCUACUGGGCAGACAACCCAGUCUAGUGGAGCAUCACAGUCACAUUCUCCUGGGUACCAGUCUGAGAACCCCUAUUUACAUAGCAAUCCUGCUACACCCAUCUCCCAGGACCUGCUCCACUCUGAACCUUCCACUCCCAUGCAGCUCUCCAGUCCCAGCUCUAACCAGCAGCUUCAUUCGACUCCCCAUGGACCAUCCAGUGUGAGGCUACAUUCCCACGCAUCUUCACCCAUCCAUCCACAACAUGCCACCAUUUCUAGCAAAAACAUCCCAUCCAACUGCAGUCCGCUGGUAAAAGCUGACAUCCAUCCAGGCAGUCCUAUCAUGAGGCAGACAAACGGGCCACAUGUAAGGAAAACCAUUCUGCAGCCGGGGGAUAGUAGUCAGUCGUAUUUUAGCUCCUACAGACCAAAACAGACUACAACCAACACGAAAACUAACUCAGAUUUUCAUCUUCUAAACCCCCAAGAUUCAGGUUAUCUGAACCUGUUGAGUGAUGCGGCGGACCUAUGUACAGUUGACACCGCGUCCCUGGCUCCUGAAGGGUCCGCGUAUACCAGCACCUGCUCCACCAUAGAGAACACUAUUGAUUGCAUCAGCUUGCCUCGUCCCAACACCACGACUGUCGGGGCCCGGGCUCAUGGGCAAGGAAAGGGCAAGAAGGGAAAACUGCGCAAAAAUGGGAAAAAAGGGUCCAAGAAGAAUCGAUCAUUCUCCACACUUAAGAGCCUCCUAUCUAAGCCUCAGACGGAGAUGAGCACACAGCAGAAUGUCCUCAAACCUGCAUUUGUACCCCUGCAGAUGACACCGAAGAAACUUGAGCAUGCUAUACAAAGCAAUCAGAGUAUUACCAUACUGUCUCCUGGCGGCUCUAAGAUUGAUGUUCCUAUCUUGGGCUGUCAAGAUGCUGCUGAACAACAGGGCAAUGCUAGCCUUGCUAAAACAGAUCUGAACAAUGCCAACACUAUUAAUAUGUGGAAUCAGAAUUUAAAUUCCUGUACACAGUACACCAUUAUGCAGAAUGGUAAUGUGAUUACAACUAAUGCUACUAUUAACCUAGUGCCAACAGUUACUCCAGUUGUUAAUCAGAAUAUUGAAAACACUGAAUCGGGUUUGGAUGCAAAUGGUAAAAAGAAAAGAGGAAGGAAGAAAAAGUCAGAUGAUUCCAAUUCACCGAAUAAAAACCAGAAUCCACAAAGUCAGGGCACUAAGAACUCUCCAAAUGGAAAUAUUUCUCAAUCAAAAGAAUUCGAAUUUGAUAUGAGUGAAAAACUUAUUGCAACUCCAAUAACUCACAAUAAUGUUUUUGAUAGGGCCCAUGUGAGAAGCUUAGACUUUGGACCCUUAGCCAUUCAGGAUGAAUUGGGUAGCUUCCGGAAGAUCUGUCCAAAACCCCGGGAACAAGUAACUCCACAAGUCAUUAUUGUCCAUGCAAGUAAUCUGAUGCCAGCUACAUGUCAACAGAAUUUUACUCCCACAAGUGCAAUAUCUAGUACUAAGGCUAUUUCACAACUUGGAAGUAUUAAGCCAAUGGAAACUGGUGAUAAUGCUGAAGCAGUUGAUCCAGAAGAAACAAAUUUAAAUAAAACUGAACUCAUUGUUGAAAGAGAUGGAGAAAAGGAGAAAAAUAACCCAAGUGAAAAAGCUGAACAUGGCACUGAUGAAAAACAAGACAAUAAUGAAGAUGACGAGAUGUCACCAUCUUCCAGAAAUUUAAGAUCAGUGAAAAAGCCAGAUAUAAAGAAAAUAGAAAAUUCGGCCAACAGUAAAGAUACAACCACUUUUAAGCCCAAGCUUGUUGUGUCGAAAGCAAAGAAAGUCACUAAGUCCAUCAAAAAUAGAAAAUCAGAAGACAGAUUACUAGUCAAACUUCCUGUACAUAACAAGGACAGCACAGAAACAGAUAAAAGCAGAAGUCCAAAAAAGAGGAGUUUGAAUCUGUUCAAGAAGAAAAGUGAACUGGACCAAAGCAGCAGUCCACAGGAUGAUGAUGUACCUCUAGCUACUCUGCAAAAGAAGAUAAGAGCAGAUAGUCAUUGUGAUACAAAGGAAGAUGAAGAAGAAAGUCUCAUUCCUGUCGUAGAGCCUUGCACACCAAAGAAGGCUUCACCAGAAAAAGUGGAGUUCACUCCAAGCAAGGAGGAAAUGUUAGAAAAGGUUGGAUUAACACCAACCAAGAGCCUGUCUGAGACAGUCCUGUCGCCUAGGAGAGCUAGUAUACAAGAAAUGUUACAUGACUGGCAAAAGAAGAUUACACCGAAUACAAGAAGCAAGCAGAAAAAGCUUGAAGAAUUGAUGAAAUCCCCCUUAACUCCUCCAAGGCGAAGAUCUCUGUUUAAGUCUCCAACAAAAAAUACGGAGAAUUUAGAUCAGAAAGGAAUUGAAAAUGAUGAGAAAUCCAAUUGUAAAGCAUCUGAAUAUGAAGAGAAACCUAAUGCAGGUAAGACAGCACAGAAAACAGCAAAGAGGGUGAACAGUAUUAUAGAUAAACUGUACAGACAUAAUCCAAGCAUGGUAUUAGGAACAAACAAUGAAGAAAUCAUAGACACUGAACAUAAGACAGAUCCAAAGAAAAAAGUGAACAGAAAGAAAACCAGCUGCAGUGUGUCUUCUGAAAAGCCAGUAGUGAAGGAAAUCCAGAUAAAGGAUGAAAUGAAAGAUGUAACUGUGAAAGAAGUUAAGGAUAAAGUUUCUACUGAAGUGAAGGCUAAACAUGUACAUUUUACUGAUGAUUACUCAGAGACACAUUCUGAACAACAGACAUUAUAUGUCAAAUUGUUUGGUUACGAGUCAGAAAACGAGGAAAAUAUUGAAGUUCCUGACAGAGAGGAAUUGGAAAAAAGCAUCAGUAAUUUGGUAGAUAUUAUGGAAACAGAAAGUAUGAAUCCCCAGAUAAACGAAGCUGAAUAUGAAAAAAAUACAAACAUUAACUGCCAAACUGUUGAACAUUCGUUACACAAUGAAAUGAUAGUUACUGCAGAGGUACAUCGAUCUGCAGAUGAAAAUUGUGAUGGUUCGGCUUUGCAGUGUGUCAGAGUUCCUGGCGAAGCUGAAAAUUCUGAACAUUCAACGAAUAAACAAGAACCUAAUGAUCAGGUCUUGACUCAUUUAGAAUCUGAGGAUCCAUUACCCCCAUCUGUAGCUGUUCCUCAAUCUGAUCAACAUGUGGACAUUGAACAAAGGCAAAGUGACAUAGCACCGGUGUUGACUAGCCAAGUAGAUGUCACAGACACCACUGUAGAGAAAAGUUCCACUCAUAAGAAGAAGAAAAAACACAAGCACAAACAUCGGCAUGAAAGGAGUAAGGAUAAAGGUUCUAAAGAAAAUGAUAGUGAAAAUGGUGAAGUUAAGAAGCCAAAAGAAAGACAUAGUGCAGAUGGAAGUGUGACGUCAGGAGGGAGCCAUCAUAAGAAGCACAAACAUAAACAUCGUCACAGGGAAAGUACUGGAGAAGACGGACAUAAACACAAACAUCGAGACUCCGGGGAACAUCGGCACAGUCACAAGAAAAAGAAGAGAAAGAGGGAGGAGUCACCUGGAGUGGAGGCUAAGCGACCCAAGUUAGAAGGAGAUAUAAGUCAGGAAAGUCUGGCAGAUCUGAACGUCGACGAAGUUCUCUCCAAGCUCUACAACUCCUGAACCAAUACUGAAGCAGCGUAAAAUACAUGUAGAUUUACAAACAUGUAGAUAGACAGUAUAAAAACUCAGGAAACACAUUAGUUCAAUCGCAAUAGCUGACAUAAACAAUAUGAAGAAACAAUUUUCAUGCAUUUAAAUGUCAACCCAGUUAUAAUUUUAGUCUUAAUUUUUAGCUCGACUUUUCAAAGAAUAAGGAGAGCUAUCCUAGUCACCGGAGCAUCAGCGUUACCACUUAUGUUUAAGUUUGCGUACCACCUCAAAUAUUUUCAAAGUCCAUUGACAUCAGGCUUUGAAAUUUCAGACACUUGUUCAACAUCAUGCCCCAAACCUGUACACAGGAGGAGGUCACUGUAUCAAGCAUUUUGACAGAAUUAUGCCCCUUUUUCGACUUAGGAUUUAUGUUAAAGUUUGCGUACCACCUCAAAUACUUUCAAAUUCAAUUUAUGUACAUAUCGCAGCACAUCAUGAUUUGCAUUGAAAUCUUAUCUAACAGUGAUUCAUGCAUGUUUCGCCAAAACUUUUCAACCAAAAGUGUGGAGUAGUUUGAGCGCGCUGUCUCUAUGUUUUGAACACUGACAUCUGGUUUUGUUAUUUUAUCAUUUAAUCAAACUAACCUACUUCUAUGAGCUCAUGUAUUUAAGCUUGAUACUUGGAAAGUAAUAAAUCAAAUACAUUAAGGUCAAUACUCAUUAUAACAGUGAACAUAAUGGGUUUUUAUACACUUAAAGAUGCACUCUUACUCCCAAAUAAUAUUAACCACAAUUAUUAAUAUUGUUUUAAUUUUCCAAAAAGAAGGAUGAAUAAAUGUUGAAAACAAUGGUUCUUAUGAAGGAUACCAAUUUAAUUUGGAAGAAAUGAGCUUAAAACAUGGUAUUUUAACCUUAUGAGACUAUAGUAGACCACAGUAAAUCUUUUAGCAUUCACCAAUCAUUUAAUACUUUUGCGCUUUCUGCUAUUAAAUACACGGUCACAAUCUUGUUAUGAGUAAUUAAUAUUUUCCAUAAAUACAUUAUUUAGUAAGUAGUUAAAGGUUUAUCAGUCAAAAUUUACGUUUGUUAUGCAUGUGUAUGUAUUGAUUUUGAAUAAGAGUGUCACUUUCACUAUAUACAAUUAUACAUAGAUCAUGUAACUAAUUUUAAAGUAAAGAUACUAAGUUUUAUUGUACGUGUUUUAUUAACAUUUAAUUCAUGUUUAAAAGGUACAUACUUAUCCUUGCAUGUGUAACAGAGCUCUGUUUGAGUAACAUCAUGAAUUCCUUUGAUUACGUACAAGGAUAAGUCUUGCGUGUUCUUGGCAAACAUUCAUAUGGAACUUUUUCUUAAGUCAGUGGAAGGACUUGGUGCCAGACAGACUCUACUCCAUAUAAAUAUAGAAGGAGCUAUGUCCAUCUUACACCAAGCCCUGAAUUAUGGAAACUUAAUGUGAAUUAUGAGUAGACGAAGGACUUUCUUUUUUGUUUAUAAGAAAAUAACCCUAGUGUUGCUCAUUUUAAAGCUGAGCAACAUUUUAAAGCUGUAUUUUUUCUGUAAAUAUUGUUAAAUGCGAAGAUAACUGUUGUUGUGUACAGGAUGUAAAUACUUCUUAUUUAUUUUAUAGCUUUUUGUUGUUACCAAUGUUGUGUUCUGAGUUCUUGAGCAAAAAAGGUGAACAAUUCUUCAGCAGUGAAUUGUAGAAAACUGAUUUUCCUUGGUUUAGUCAAAAGUUAGCCAAAAUGUUUAUUGCUCGUUCUGUAAGUAUCUAAUAGUUACAAGUGACCAAACAAAUCAUUUAAAUGUGCAAACAAGCCAAAAACUUUUGGAAAACUUAUCAAGAUCUGUAUCACUGAUCACUGGCAGCUUGUCAAUAUUUUCUGGGGGGGUUUUAUGCUCCAUUUUUUUCUUAAACUUGAUGUCUAUUUCUUUAUUUUCUUGCUUUCUGUUUAUUGCUGACAGUUAUAAUGCAUGUAGAGACUUUAUAUGUAAAUUUAAUAUGUAUUCUUAAGUUUGAAGAUGCACUGACUACUUGUUUAAGAGUUUUGAUUUGAAUUCCAGUAAAUAAAUAUAUGCAUUG